CAAUGAUUCCGCGACAGACAAACUACACGCCGCGAAGAGUCAUACUCGUCGCACACCACACCACGCCACACACCCUCGAGGCCACAGUAUCGUUCCGACGCCCCAAAUUACAAAUGUUGUCUCGAUAGCAAUGCGAGUAUUCCUGCAGAGACCGACACGAGGACCGUGACGAACCCUUCCCUGGGCGCAAACCCAAAGCUGCGACAGCCCACAUCGACGACAACUACACCGAGACAGGCAUACGGUACCCGCAACCCGUCGCAUAUAACCAGGAUCAGUGUUUGACAGCCUUCCCUCAAUAUGGCGGCCCGAGGCUCGUCCGCGACCGUUCCGAUGAAGGAGCAGGUCGUCGACAACCUGCCCAAACGCUUCAAGGGCAUGAAAUUCGGCGUACAGUCAAUCCAAGAUGUUGUCAGCCAGGGCGUUUUGGAGGUGUCCCAGCGCACUCUGUACGACAUGGAGAACAACCGUGCCCCCGUCGCGAACGGCGCCCUCGACCCUCGACUAGGAAUAUCUAGCAAGAUCGGAAAAUGUGCCACCUGCAACCUUCCUCUGCAAAAUUGCGUCGGCCACUGGGGUCACGUCAGACUCGCCCUUCCCGCCUUUCACAUAGGCUACCUCCGAUUCACCCAGACCAUCCUUCAGAAUAUCUGCAAGGACUGCGGAAAGGUCCUCCUGACCGAAGACGAGCGACGAGAUUUCCUCAAGGAGUUGAGGCGGCCAGGCAUCGACAACCUUAGGAGGACCAUGAUUUGCAAGAAGAUCAACGAGCAAUGCAGGAAAUGCAAGGAGUGUCCUUACUGUGGCGCCAUCAACGGUCAGAUCCGAAAACUGGGAGUCAUCAAGCUGGCCCACGACAAGUUCGUGACCUACAACAAAUCCACGGCCGCAAAGAAGGUCGCGCCCGAGAGCAAGCUCCAGUACGAUGCAUCUUUCAAGGAGGCCAAGAAGUCGAACCCCGACCUCGAAAAGCACGUUAAGAAGGCUAUGGAGGAUCUGAACCCCCUCAGGGUACUGAACCUUUUCAAGCUGAUCGGCCCCACCGACUGCGAGCUGCUCGGAAUAGACCCAGCCGAGGGAAGGCCAGAAAUGUUCUUGUGGCAGUUCAUCCCUGCGCCUCCAAUCUGUAUCCGCCCAUCCGUGCAGCAGGACAGCUCGAGUACCGAGGAUGACCUGACUGCUAAACUUGCAGAAAUCGUCUACAUCAGUGGUCUCAUCCGCGCAGCUCUCGACAAGGGACAGCCAAUCACGACCAUCAUGGAGCAGUGGGAAUACCUACAGUUGCAGAUCGCCAUGUAUGUUAACAGUGAUGUGCCAGGUCUGGUGCAGCCUGGCUUCGGUAAAGCAGUCCGAGGGUUCUGCCAGCGGUUGAAGGGAAAGCAAGGCCGCUUCCGUGGAAACUUGUCCGGAAAGCGUGUCGACUUCUCCGGCCGUACCGUCAUUUCGCCAGAUCCCAAUCUAGGUAUCGACCAAGUCGCAGUGCCUCAGCUUGUGGCCAAGAACAUGACCUACCCAGAACGUGUCAAUUCUACCAAUAUCGAAGCUAUGAGAGUAGCUGUCAGGAAUGGCACACAGCAAUGGCCAGGCGCCAACGGCAUCAUUAAAAAGGACGGCGGUUACAAGGUCAACCUGAAGUUUGGAAACCGAGAUUUGAUAGCGAAUGACCUCGCAGUGGGUGAUAUCGUGGAGCGCCACCUGGUCGACGGAGAUGUCGCCCUCUUCAACCGACAGCCAUCCUUGCACAAGCUGAGUAUAAUGAGCCACUUGGUCAAGGUCCGGCCCUGGAGGACUUUCCGCCUAAACGAGUGUGUGUGUACGCCAUACAACGCCGAUUUUGACGGAGAUGAGAUGAACCUGCACAUCCCACAGACGGAGGAGGCGCGUGCCGAAGCCAUCACACUAAUGGGAGUCAAACACAACCUGGCGACGCCCAAGAACGGAGAACCUAUCAUUGCGGCCACACAAGAUUUCAUUACAGCAGCAUAUCUUCUCAGCAGCAAGGACAAAUUCUUCGACCGCAAGUCCUUCACAUAUAUCUGCGAAAUGAUGCUGGAGGGAAGCGGUCACCUCGACCUUCCACCUCCUGCCAUUCUCAAGCCCACCGCGUUGUGGACUGGCAAGCAGGUCUUCAAUAUCCUGAUCCGCCCGAACCUGCAAUCUCCAGUCAAGGUCAACUUGGACGCCAAGUGCAGAGAAUACAAGCCACGGCCUGGCAUGGCUCCUGAUAUGUGUCCAAACGACGGUUGGCUGGUCAUCCGAAACUCAGAGAUUAUGUGCGGAGUCAUGGACAAGUCCACUGUUGGAUCUGGAAAGAAGGACUCGAUAUUCUACGUGAUAUUGCGAGAUUAUGGUCCAGAUGCCGCAGCUGGCGCCAUGAAUCGGCUUGCGAGGCUUUGCGCGAGAUCCUUGACAAAUGAAGGAUUCUCGAUCGGUGUCGGUGACGUGUUCCCGAUCAACGGCCUGACCGAAUCCAAAGACAGACUUGUGGAGGCUGCGUACAAGAAGUGUGACGAGCUGAUUGCAACGUACAAGGCCGGAAAGCUGGAGAAGGCUCCCGGAUGCGACAUGGAACAGACCCUCGAAAACUCAAUCUCAGGUAUUCUUAGUAAGGUCCGUCAAGAAGCUGGUCAACAAUGUGUGGACACCCUAAGUCACAACAAUGCACCACUUACCAUGGCCAACUCGGGUUCGAAAGGUUCAGCUAUCAACGUCGCUCAGAUGGUUGCUUGUGUCGGGCAGCAAAUUAUCGGAGGUCAGCGUGUGCCGGACGGCUUCCAAGACCGAAGUCUGCCUCACUUCCACAAGAACGCCCGCCAGCCCAACUCGAAGGGUUUCGUCCGCAACAGCUUCUAUACUGGCUUGGUCCCUUCAGAGUUCCUUUUCCACGCCAUUUCUGGAAGAGAAGGUCUGGUCGAUACCGCUGUCAAGACAGCCGAAACUGGUUACAUGUCGAGACGACUAAUGAAGUCCCUGGAAGACUUGUCUACUGGUUACGAUGAGACGGUCCGUACAUCCAACGGCGGAAUUGUUCAGUUCCAAUUCGGAGCAGACAACCUUGAUCCCGUCGACAUGGAGGCUUCUGGAAAGCCUGUGCACUUUGACCGUACAUGGACACAUGCGGAGACGCUGACUUGGGAUAAUACCGAGCCAACAUUGCUACCGCGUGAGAUCAUGGAGGUUUGCAAGUCAAUGUUGGAUGUUGAGCGCGCUAAAUACAUAAGGCGGCGGAUGACUGACGGCAAAGUGCUCGACUACGACGACGACAGUAACAUGUCGAUCGACGAACACGAGAGUGCACGUAUUUUCCUCCGAGACGUGGAGGGCUACGUGGGAGCCCGUGCGAAGAAGCUUUCAAAUGCCCGACGUGAAGUUGGAUUGAACCCGGGCGAUGAGGAAGCAAUGGAGAUCGACACGGCUUUUGAGGAUGAGAUCAGUCUAGCGCGUGUUGAGCGUGUUGCCAAGGUCUCCAGGACUACCCUGCAGAAGUUCAUCCGCCUCUGCCUGGACAAGUACAAGCAAGCUCAUGUUGAGCCUGGACAUGCAGUCGGCGCAGUUGGAGCACACUCCAUUGGAGAACCAGGUACCCAGAUGACGCUCAAGACUUUCCAUUUUGCUGGUGUUGCCGGUAUGAGUAUCACACAAGGUGUGCCGCGUAUCAAGGAAAUUAUCAACGCGUCGAAGAACAUCAGCACGCCGGUCAUUACGUGUCCGUUGGAGAACAAGAAGCAGAUCGAGGUUGCCAAGGUUGUCAAGGCUCGAAUUGAGAAGACCUUUGUCUCCGAUGUCAUCAAGCACAUCGAGGACGAGUGGCUUUCCGACCGAGGCUUGGUCGUCCUCGAGGUGGAUAUGGAGGUCCUUCAGGAUAUGCACUUGGGCAUUGGUCCGAGAGACAUCGCCGAGGCCAUCGUGAAGCACAAGAAGUUGAAGGUGCACAGGGAGGACAUCAACGUCGGCCCAUCCUACAUCGAGAUCAGCGUACGUAACACGUGGACGGAUCUCGCUGAACAGAAGCGGCUGGCCCGGAACGGCAAGUCCACCACCGUGAUCGAGAGCGCCUCGGACCUCCUGCUGCGCGUCAACUACCUCCGCCGCAUGCUCCCGACCGUGGCCAUCUCGGGCUACCCCGACGCCACCCGAGCCAUCAUCCAGACGUCCGAGCAGUCCGAACACACGGUGCUCGUCGAAGGGUACGGCCUGGCGGCGUGCAUGACGACGGAGGGCGUCAUCGGCACCAAGACGCGGUCCAACAACGUCAUGGAGUGCCGCGACAUCCUGGGCAUCGAGGCGGCGCGGAGCACCAUCGCCAACGAGAUCGCCGAGGUCAUGGGCGACAUGGGCAUCGACCCGCGGCACAUGCAGCUGCUGGCCGACGUGAUGACGUACAAGGGCGACGUGCUCGGCAUCACGCGGUUCGGCCUGCAGAAGAUGCGCGACUCGGUUCUGCAGCUCGCCUCGUUCGAGAAGACGGCCGACCACCUGUUCGAGGCCGCCGCCGCCAUGAAGACGGACAAGAUCGAGGGCGUGUCCGAGUCCAUCAUCAUGGGCCAGUCCAUGUCCAUCGGCACGGGCUCGUUCAACGUCGUGCGCAGGAUGGGCCUGCCGGAGUGGUUCCUCGAGAAGAAGCCCACGCUGUUCGAGGACGCGUGGGGCGAGAGCGUCAAGGCGAGGAAGGAGGCCAGGCUGGCGCGCGCCGCGGCGGGGCGGAACCGGGGGGCCCUGCAGGCGGCCGCUGCUGCUGCUUAGCAGGCGCAUGCAGUUCUUAGGACACGUGGUUAGGGCCCCUUGUGUGAUAUUGAGUUUGGGGAUGGAGAAGAACGUGGAUGGGAUUGGACAGUGUCAGCGAUAAAUCAAGUUUGUAUCACCACGAACUGUUGCAGAUUUGUCUCUGCUAAAGGAUCGAGAAGGAUGUUCCAGAUACCAACCUGAGGCGAAGCCAAGCGUCGCAUUCACGACUAGCUGACCUAAACAGCCACGGAAAAGAGUAGCACGUGGGUGCAUGUCGAAGUGACACUUCAAGUUGUCUUCCUGCUGAUAUAUCGGAGACAUGAAUAUGUACAAAGAAUUCCCAACCCCGGAUCCCCCAACGCCUCACCCGCUAGAAAAC
Molecule: messenger RNA, 5104 nt
Organism: Diaporthe batatas
Lineage: Eukaryota; Fungi; Ascomycota; Sordariomycetes; Diaporthales; Diaporthaceae
Product: DNA-directed RNA polymerase III core subunit RPO31
Exons: 2
Coding region: 301-4743 (1480 amino acids)
Biological process (GO): DNA-templated transcription
Molecular function (GO): DNA-directed RNA polymerase activity; DNA binding
Source: RefSeq, a predicted model, not a curated record